AUGAUCAUCUACAAGUGUAUAAUCUCCGGUGAUGAGUUGUUCUCGGACAUCUACAAUAUCAAAGCGACAGAUGAUGGGUUGUAUGAAGUUGAAGGCAAGUGUAUUAACAGGAAGGUUGGCGACAUCGAUGACAGUCUUAUUGGUGCUAAUGCAUCAGCCGAGGAGGCGGCGGAGGGUGCUGAUAGUGCCACAGAAUCGGGAGUGGACAUCGUCCUCAACCACAAGCUCUCGGAAGCCAUGGGAUUCAACAAGAAGAGCUUCAAGGCGUGGCUCAAGCCAUACCUUAAAGCUGUGAAGGCAAAGUUGCAGGAGACAGAUCCUUCUAAAGUCGACGAGUUCGUGAAAGAAGCCGGAAAAGCAGGAAAGAAGUUGCUGGAUAUGGUGUCCGCAGACGGUAAUCUUCAGUACUUCACAGGGGAGUCUAUGAACGCCGAUGGUGCUGUGGGAAUCCUCGACUAUCGCGAGGAUGGAACUACGCCAUUCUUGAUCUUCAUAAAAGGUGGCGUGGAGACAGAGAAAUGUUAA
Knipowitschia caucasica is the source of this 525-nucleotide messenger RNA. NCBI's taxonomy places the organism in Eukaryota, Metazoa, Chordata, Actinopteri, Gobiiformes, Gobiidae. The record is from the annotation of a GenBank genome assembly.